Messenger RNA from Chelmon rostratus (copperband butterflyfish), 5951 nucleotides. RefSeq names its product protein mono-ADP-ribosyltransferase PARP14-like. Gene Ontology annotation, biological process: negative regulation of gene expression. Gene Ontology annotation, molecular function: transcription corepressor activity; NAD+ poly-ADP-ribosyltransferase activity; nucleic acid binding. The transcript has 23 exons. Lineage: Eukaryota; Metazoa; Chordata; Actinopteri; Chaetodontiformes; Chaetodontidae. The coding region runs from base 69 to 5684 and encodes 1871 amino acids. The record is from RefSeq and is a predicted model, not a curated record. Gene Ontology annotation, cellular component: cytoplasm; nucleus.
AGCUGAAGCGGAGGACGCGCCGCCGCCUCCGCCGCCAGUCCGCCGCUGUGUUCGUACCGCGCGGCAGCAUGGACGAGACCGAGUGUCCGCCGGUGAUCGUGGAGGGGGACUGGAGUCCGGUUCACACCAAAACCCUGAAGAACAAACUGCAGCUCUACUUUCAGAGCAAGAAGAAGUCCAGCGGGGGAGACUGCCGGGUGGAGGCGGAGGACGGAGCCCCGAGAGCCGCCGUUUACUUCCGCUCAGAGGAGGUUAGAGAGCGAGUCCUCGCCAGAGAAAACCACCAACUCAUCCUGGAGAGUCAGACUGUCAAGCUGCGUCUCAUUUCUGCCUCAAGUCCGGUGAACAGUGAUGACGCCUCAGAUUCAAAGCAGUCAGAAGCUGAACCUGCAGAUGGAGCUUCUGCAGACAACAAAGAGGAGUCAGAAUCCAGUCAGAGCGUCGCUGUGGUCCUGGACAACGUGAUGGACGACAUGCCCAGAGAGCUGCUGUCCAUGCUGGUGGAGAACAUCUCGGGUUUGGACGAGAGCCGCUACAGUCUGGAGAUCAUAUGGGAGACCAACAGAGCUGUGAUCACCUUCAGCAGCCCUGCAGAUGUGGAGAAGUUCCUCACUGUGGGACAGUCCAGCCAGAAGCUGCAGAGACACAGACUGACGGCUCGACCACUGGAGGCGGCAAGGAGCGUCCGGGUGGAGAAUCUUCCUCCGACCGUGAUUAAAGACAUGUUGGAGCUGUAUUUUGAGAAGAACUGGGCUCUGCCGGACGGCAUCACCAUCAUCCCAGAUGAACAGGCUGCUACUGUCACAUUCAGUGACCCCAGAGUUGUGGAAAACAUUUGCAUAAAACAAGACUAUGUGAUGCAGUCCAUUCCUGUCAUGGUGUAUCCGUACUAUGAGUCCAUAGGCACUGCCUUGUAUGGCAAAGAACGGCCAUCAUGGAAGAUGCCCAAGCCCGUCACGGAGAGAGUUCACCCCAUCGUCUGGAAAUUCCUCCUGAUCAAGAAACAGUUAAAAAACAUCAACGAUCAGAUGCGUCCUUACUUCUGCAGUGUUGACUUGGAUAACCCUGAGGUGAAACUCAGCCCUCACCCGAGUUUUUUGAGGCAGAAAGGCCUGACUGCAAUAAAAGUAGAUCAGUGGAGGAGUACCGCUCAAGAGGCCUUCCGUAAACAAAUGUCCCAGUACAUGGCUUUUGAAUGUACAGUGAAUGCACCUGCAUGGAAAGCUGCAGAGAAAGACGUCCGUUUGGUUGUCAGGGAAGAUGCCAUCCUGGUGGUGGAUGCAUCCAGGGAGAUUUUGACUGUGGCUGGCCGAGCUGACAAUAUAAAACAAAUCAAGGCUCCCGUGGAGAAUAUCAUCCUUAAAGCCAUGAGUCAAAUUAAACGGCAAACAGAUGCUGUCUCUGAGGAAAUGAUUUUGUCCCAUGCAAUGUUCUACAUCCUGAAGCAGGAAGGGUUACAGAAAGCUGCACAAGACAUUUCCCCUGACAUGAACCUGUCCUACAAUGAAAGCACCCAGAAGCUAACUAUUACAGGACUCCCUGCAGAGGUUUUCCAGAGUAAGGCAUGGAUCUUGGAGAGGAAUGUGGGUAUGAGUAAAAAAUGGAUGGAUGUCCCUCCAGGUCUCAUAGAAUUUCUCAAGACAGUAGAUCCCAUGGACAUGUCACGGGACUUGUUCACAUCUCAAGGCAUCAGUGCCAUUUACAGCAUUGAGAGCAAAGGGGUUUUGCUGUUGGGGAGUUCUGACAGUGUCCUUGCUGAGGCAGAGAGUAAGAUGAGGACUGUUUUGUCUCUGCAGACUCUGGAUGUCGAAGACAAGGAAGUUCUGAAACAUCAGAACUGGAUGGGCCUAAACCAAAAGUUGUUGGACGCCUACAACUCCUCGAAGAAGAAAACAGUUUCCAUUCAGAUCCAUCCCGAGAGAAGAGACAAAAUAAUCGUUGCCGGCUUCCCGAUCCCAGUGAAAGAGGUCAGCCGCAGUCUUAACGAAUUUAUUGUGAACUUCUCACGAGUCCAAGAAACCAUUCGUGUCGAGUCCUGCGCUGUUGUUCAGUUUAUUGACAAGAAGAAAACACAAGAUUGGUCCAGUAUUGCCAAAGCUAAUGAUGUGACAGUCCAUUUUGAUGAAGAGAGGCCAAAGAUCAUCAUCGCAGGGGCUCGUCUUCAUGUCCAAAAAGCCAAAUCCUGCUUUCAGGAACUGACAAGUGCUCUCUCCACUGACAACUUUGUCGUGGACAAGCCUGGAGCUAAGAAGUACUUCCUGUUUCAAGGAAGAAUGUUUCUAUCCACAAUAAUGUCAGAGUUGAGCUGUGUGGUGGUGCUUCGUCCAGAGAAUCAAGAGGAAGAGGAGGAAGACAACUAUGAGGGCGAAAAAGACUUUUGUUAUUGCAAAGUGCAGACCACCAGUGGAGUUCUGGUUUCAGUAAGCAAGGCAGAUAUCUGUCGCUUCAGUGUUGACGCAGUCGUCAAUGCAGCUAAUGAGGACUUACAGCACAUUGGCGGGCUGGCUCUGGCGCUGCUCAAGGCUGCAGGACCAGCGCUGCAGAAAAUCAGCAAUGACUACAUUGCCAGAAAUGGGAAACUACGGCCAGGUGACGCCAUCUUAACAGGUGCAUGUAACCUGCCUUGCAAGCACGUCGUACAUGCAGUUGGUCCACGGUUCUCUGAUUACGACAAGAAGACAUCAGUGUCACGUCUGAAGCUUGCUGUUCAAGAAAGUCUGAGACAAGCAGAGAAGGUCAACUGCUCCACCAUUGCGCUGCCCGCAAUCAGCUCAGGUGUGUUUGGUUUUCCUGUUGACCUCUGUGCUGACACCAUAGCUCAGGCAGUGCGGGAGUACUGCGACAGUCCAGGAAGUCUGAGAUCUUUGACUGAGAUUCACCUGGUGGAUAAUAACGAUAAGACAGUGAGAGUCCUGGCCACAGCAGUCAACAGAGAGUUCAUUGACCUCGGACCCAUCAUGACAGUACCAGAGCAGGCAGGAGGAAAAGGCACUGGAGCUUCAAGUGGACAUCAGCGAGGUCGAGGUCGAGGUCAGAGCCAGGUGCCCGGAGGCCAUCGGGUUGGUGAAAGAGGAAGACGAGGAGGAGGAGGAGGAGGAGGAGGAGGAAGAGGGGGAGCAGAGGGGACAGGAGAUGCAUCUCGGGGAGGUCGGCAAGGUAACAGAGGAGGUCAGAGUCCCAGGAGGCGCACCAGGCCUGGAGGGCACGGAGGGCCGGGGAAGAUGGAGCAGACCACAGCUGAGGGUCUGAAGAUUAUCCUGAUGAAGGGGAACAUUCAGGACCAGACUACUGCCGUCAUCGUCAACACCAUCUCAGAGAACAUGGACCUGGACCAGGGAGCUGUUUCCAAAGCGAUCCUGCAGGCGGCCGGGCCCGGCCUGCAGGCAGCUGUCCGGUCUGAAGCCGGCGUGGCCACGCUGCAGUACGGCGACGUCAUCACCACCGACGGCUUCAACCUCACGUGUCAAAAGGUCUUUCAUGCUGUUUGCCCUUUUUGGGACGAUGGAGCCGGUCGGGCCGAGGAGGGGUUAACGUCCAUCAUCACAUAUUGUCUGGAGGAGGCUGAGAAGCUUCAGAUGUCGUCACUGUCCUUCCCGGCCAUCGGUACAGGGAACCUGAGCUUCCCCAGAGCCGUGGUGUCCAGAGUCCUGCUGAAGGAGAUCCACUCGUACAGCCGCAGCAGAACUCCUCGCCAUCUGAGAGAGGUGGUCAUCGUCGUUCACCCGAGUGACGGCCAAACCGUGGAUUGUUUCACCAGGGAGUUCAAAGGUCAGGCUGGUCAGAGAAACACCUCACAUGAAGCCCAAGAGUUUAAUGAGUCACCAGCGGGACAGUCACUCAGCCAAUCACAACAGUCCUCAGCCUCCUUCGGUCAGGUGUCGUCCCCCUCCCUCGGUGUGUAUCAGAUGCAGAUGGGUCAGCUCACCCUCGAGGUCUCGUCUGGAGACAUCACCAGGGAGUCCUGUGAUGCCAUCAUCAACUCCUCCAAUCAGGACUUUACUCUUAAAUCAGGAGUGUCGAAGGCGAUCUUAGACGGCGCUGGAUUAGCGGUUCAGCUGGAGUGCUCACAGAUCGUGACUUCUCCGGGCUACCAGCCUCGUCCGAUGAUCGUGACGUCGGCCGGGUCGCUGCCCAGCAGAAACAUCAUCCACGUCGUCGGCCACAACGAUCCUGCUAAGAUCAAGGACAUGGUUCACGCGGUGCUGAAGGUCUGCGAGGAGAACAAGUUCAGCUCCGUGUCCUUCCCGGCGCUGGGAACAGGUCAGGGAGGGGCCCACCCGUCGGCAGUGGCGGACGCCAUGGUGGAGGCGGUGGUGGAGUUUGUGAGGAAGAGGCACCCGAGGUUCGUUUGCAGCGUGAAGAUCCUGAUCUUCCAGACGGCCAUGGUGACGGAGUUUCACAAGAGCAUGAAGAAGAGGGAGGGCCAGGAGGUGGAGGAGAAGAGCGUCUUCACCAAGAUCAAAGACACCUUCACUUCGUUAUUCUCGGGGUUUGCGGAGGAGCGACACAGCGCAGACGGCUUGGUCCUGGAGAGGGAAGAGUUUGAGCCCACGGUGUUUCAGCUGUGUGCCGACAACGACAAGACUGUGAGUCAGGCGAAGAAAAGGAUCGAGGACCUGAUUGUGGCUGAGCAGGCGGAGAGGACCAUCACUGACCCGUAUAUCAGUCAACUGUCGCAGGCCGACGUGGAACAGCUGAGGGCCCUGCAGAGGAAGCUGACGGUUAGCAUCCGUCUGGACAAAGGGCUGGAGGACCAGGAGCCCAACAUCCACCUGGAGGGUCUGACCAGAGACGUCUUCACCGCGGAGUCUGCGGUCAGGGACAUCAUCCGGAAGGUGGAGAGGACGGAGAACUUGAGGAGCAAGGCCUUGCUGGUGAGCGGAAUGGUAGAAUGGAAUUUUCAGCACAGUGACGGGAGGAUGGUGCCCUUUGACAUUUACACCAACCUUAACCUGGAGGAGGCUCUGGAGAGGAAACAAAGAGCGAAGAUCAAGAUCGACAACAGAGCGUACAAUGCUGAUGUCAUGCUUCGAACUGCAGUUCCAGUGAAUGGAAGUAAAAAGGUGGAGCUACUCAGAAAAGACCUGAGAGAUGACACUCUGCCGUCACAUUGGGAUGACAUGAAAGGCGACCUGCUCAAGCUGUUUCCUCUGACUGUGGGAUCCACCGAAUACAACGACGUGGUGACCAAACUUCAGACCGGUCUGACCUCAAACAUCAUCAGUAUCGAACGCGUCCAGAAUACGACGCUGUGGCAGAGCUACCAGCUGAUGAAGAAACAACUAGAGGUGAAGAACAAACACACCAACAACGAAAGGCAGCUGUUCCACGGCACCGGAGCAAAGUCCAUCGACCUGAUCAACAAACAAGGCUUCAACCGCAGCUACGCAGGAGCACACGCUGCGAUGUAUGGCAACGGCUCGUACUUUGCUGUGGACGCCGCCUACUCGGCAAGGGGCUACGCCACACCCGACGCCAGAGGACACAAGCGCAUGUACCUGGCCAGGGUCCUGGUCGGGGACUUCACGCAGGGAAGAAGUGGCAUGAUCACACCUCCGUCCAAGGGCUCUGGGAACGCUGCAGACCUGUACGACAGCGUUGUUGAUAAAGCCGCCAACCCAACCAUGUUCGUCGUCUUCAGUGACAUCCAGGCGUACCCAGAAUACCUUAUCACAUUCACAUGAAUCUGUGCAACAGUUCUAUUAAAAUGUGCCUCUUUUAUUUGUGUUAGUUUAAAUCCACACUCAGAUUGAAAUAGUGUCAUAUAUUAAAGGCUUCUUUAAGCGGCAGGUUCAGGUUUUUAGCUGUUUUUCUCAAACAUUCAGUCUCACACUAAGAUUUAAAGCGGCUGGAAAAUGUUCAAAUGAAAACACGAAAGUACGAACAAGUUGGCAUGUCACUUAUUUUUUGUUGGAGUGAAAUUCUGUUCAUUAAAGGUAAACUGCAACACC